AUGGUUCAGCUUCAACACUCGUUCCUGGCCCUUGCCUGCUUAGCAAGCCAGCUUGCCUUGGCUGUGCCCCAGGACUCCAGCUCUACAGCAUCUGUCCUCGAACAACGACAGUGGCAUCCUCCCAACGACCAGUGGAUCUUCAGAACUUGCCCGAAGCAGGCUGAGAAAUGUUCUGAUUGCGGAGGCGACAGCAGGAAGAAAGGAUUCUGCAACACAGGAAAACCUUUUGAGUCUCGGUACCAGUACCUUCAAUGUCUAAAGCAGCAUCCCGACGGUGGCUGUGGUUUGAUCUGCCCCUGCAUAGCGGAGGAGACGGGUGAGCCAGGAACCGGUCUACCACCUAUCAUUCCGUUCCCCCCUCCUCCAGUGGGAUUUGUCGUGCCGCCGGCCGCUGUCCCGAGUCCGAAACAGGUGUGUAAUGAGGAUUACACCCAGACCAGCUGCAAGGACUGCGAGCCUUUGGAGGGGUGGUGUACUAAGGGUGAUCACGCUGGAUGCCCCUGUAGGGAGGAAUGCCCCGCGGAUAAUGAUAACAAAAAGCCCAGUUGUCUGGCAGAGGACUGUAAGGGAGAGAACGGAUCCUGCACAGUUGGCCACUACAAGGGCUGCAAAUGCGGCGCGAAAUGUCCCGACCCAGAGAAGGAGGUUCUUAUUUGUAGUACUGAUGCGUGCAAGGGCAAAGAAAACAAAUGCACAACUGACACUUAUAACGGCUGCAAAUGUUCCACCCUCACGUCGGAUAUAUACACAUUGUAUUCCAAGGCACAGGUCCAAGAAGCCGAGAAGAUCGUCACCACCUUGAUCGAGGACAUGAAAAGGUUCGAUAGGGAGCAGCAGGCGGAGACGAAUCCAGACGUUACUUGCGUUAGCAGGGACUACGGCAAGGCCCUCCCAGUCGACGCCUCCCUCCUGAACAAGCUGGCCGACAAGUUCUGCAGCGGAGACACAAGCAAGGAGCGCUCUCAAGACUUGACAGCCAAGGACGCCUCGUCCUCUUCGUACGAGGAUUACAAGUUCCACUUUGAGGUUAAUCCCGGCAACGACUGCAAGGCGGACUGCAAAGCAGCCUUCAAGUCCAUGACUGGCACAUGCCAAGGGAUCGAUAGCCACUCCAUCCAAGCCUCCGCCAGCGCAAAGACCAGCUGCGGCACAGAAUUCACCUACAAAAUCACCAAGGCAGACACAUUCACGCAAUCUGGGCUCCAAGAGCGAGCCUGCCAUGAUCGAGAUCAGUUUGGCAAACACGGUGAUGUCCGCGGCGGCGAGCUUAGCAUGUCCGCGAUCAGCUGCACGAGCGUCGGGGACGACAGGGGUAUAAUGAGGGCGGGCUCGGAUCCAAUCAAACUUGUUCAUACCUAUAGCGGUACCCAGUACAGAUACACGAUUUCCUGGGUUGAAAACUGCAAGGGCGAUGAGAUAGACGUGCGGUAUCCUCGGGGUGGAGAGCAUAUCCUUGGAAAUAGCUGCUGGAUGCUGCUUACCGACAACUGGGAGAAGUGCAACAAUGGGGGUGCUGGAGGCUACAUCGAUUAUGGCUGUGUGAGGUAUGACUUCAGGCCUACCCACGACUGA
Molecule: messenger RNA, 1572 nt
Organism: Aspergillus mulundensis
Lineage: Eukaryota; Fungi; Ascomycota; Eurotiomycetes; Eurotiales; Aspergillaceae
Exons: 7
Coding region: 1-1572 (523 amino acids)
Source: RefSeq, a predicted model, not a curated record